AAGUGCUCCGUCGAAUCGUACAUAUCCAAGGCGUUCAAGGAUCGGAGUGGAUCGGACGCAGGCAUGUUUUCUGUCGUGUGCGUGCGUUGAAUGGAACGACUGUUCUUAGUGGUACGCCAUUCAAACCCUAAAGUGGUGUAGAAAUCAGCACGAAUGUGUACUGGCUUUAAAAUGCUGUGAUGUUUCGGAGGCCGAACAGCGAGCGCACAGUUCCCGUGUCAUCCCGGAUGCCCGGCGUAGACUGCACGCCGAGUACAACAGGUCUCGUGGCCAUUUGCUGACCGUGCCUGCAUUCAAGUUUAAAGAACAAGCUGUCUGCAACACUUCUUUCUGUCCAGCCAUCAGUUGGCUCCGCUGCAGUUCUGGCAACAGCAGAGGAAGAAUGUCAUGUCGCGGCUACCCUGAGACUGUGAUGGAGUGUUGGGUAGCGGUACGUUCCUAUCAGGCUCGUCGCCCAGAUGAGCUAUCAGUGACGGCAGGUGAGCGAUUUCGUGUCUGGCCCCAGCAUCAGGUGCAGCCUGGCUGGCUGCUAGGCUGUAGCCUUCGCACUGGGGCUCAGGGCUACCUGCCGGCCGCCUAUGCACGCCCCACAGGGGCUCUGGACGACAGUGGAUACUCCGAACAAGUGUCUUGCAGCCCACCACCAACUGGGGAGGCCUUGACACACUCACUGCAAGACUUGUUCCUAGUGACACCAGUGAUGUGCACCCACUGCGACGACUACAUCUGGGGUCUAGGCUGUCAAGGCAAGCGCUGCCAGGAGUGCGGGGCAUCGUUCCACGCCGGGUGCUCGGGAUUCGCCGGGUCACGUCCCUGCCUACCGCCGAGGGAACCCGCUGCUUCACGCCCUGGUGUCUUCUGCAGCUCCGUCUCCCUCAGCGAGUGGAGCAGUGAAAACGUGCAGGAGUGGCUGGCAGCCAUCAACAUGCUGUCCUGCGGUGGGGAGGCACUGCGGGAGCUCAAAGGUGCAGACUUGGCCGGCCUGGAUCGAGAGCGCCUGUGCAGCCUAGGCCUUAAGGAGGAAGCUGCCCAGGACGCCCUGCUGCGCUGCUUGGCCGAACUGUGCCGUGCAGCCCCUCCUCCACCACCGGCCGCGUUGGUCGCCUCAGCCAGCCAGCUCCAUCAGGGGGACCACGACCUGGAGUGCGGGAGCUUCCCUCCGGGGCUUGAACAAUGCGACAGCUGCCGGCACUUGUUGCGCGGCCUUGCGCACCAGGGACUGCUGUGUCGCCAGUGCGGACUGGUGUGCCACCGGUCGUGUGCGGCUACACGAGGCCUGCCGGCAUGUCGUCCGCCCGUGCCACGGCCCCGACAGGCUCUGCUCGCACUGUCAGCACUCUGGCGAGACCUGGGGGGCGAACACCCCGGCACCGACGUGCCACCCUUUUUGGCCCGGUGUCUGCGCGAGGCCGAGGCUCUGUGUCAAAAGACGGGGGUUGACCCGUAUGAAGUCUAUGCCAGCCCUUGCAUGCCGGAACGGGUGCAGGAGUUGGCUCUGCGACUGGCACAAGAUCCCCACGCCGACCUGCCAAGUUAUGACCUGGCUUGCUGGGUGGGAGUCCUGAAGAAGUACCUGCGGGAACUGGCUAGUCCCAUCAUCCCGGUUCACUUUUACGAACGCUUUCUGGAAGCAGCAAAGGCAGGUGAUGAGGCAGCUGUGGUUCGGCUGGUCAGUCAAUUGCCGGCUGUGCAUUUCCGAGCCCUGCGAGCCCUGAUGGCCCAUCUGUGCCGCAUCUGCCGUCUGGCCCACAGCAGAGGAAGGUGCGAGCGGCCCCUGCGGCUAGCUCACUGCUUAGCAUUUGUUGUGCUGCGACCACCCUGGGAACAGGUCGUGUCUAUGGCACACAAUGCGCAAUGGCAUGGACGUGUGCUUGAGAUACUGCUGCUGCGCGGAGACUGGGGCGAGCCCUUGCCGGUCUUCCAGAAUGGGGGCACACCGGCCCUGCCCCCUCGGCGGACGUCAAGGUCUAGCCAGCAGCCACCUAUAGACCGGAGCCUCUUGGAAGCUGAAUGGUACUGGGGUGACAUAUCCAGGGAGGAAUGCUCAGAAAAGCUGAAGGACGCCGCGGACGGCACGUUUCUUGUUCGAGAUGCUCUGGACCGAGGCUCGGGUGACUAUACGCUCACUCUUCGAGUGGGCGGCAGCAACAAACUGAUCAAGAUCUACCAGCGAGCGGGCAAGUAUGGCUUCUCUGAGCCCCUCACCUUCAACUCUGUGCCCGAGCUGAUCAGCCACUACCGGCGCGAAUCCUUGGAGCACUACAACAACUUCCUCAAUGUGCGGUUGCUCUACCCGGUUUCCAAGUAUCAUCAACCCGACGACGAAGAUCAGCGGGAGUGGAGCGUGGAACGUGUCGGCCAGCGCCUGAUGGAGACCAACCGAGAGUUCCUCUCGCGCAGCCGUCAGUUCGACCAAUUUCAUGACCAGUUCAACAGGCUCAGUCAGGAGCUUCAACUGAAGGGACAGGCAUUGCAGUCGUUCGACGAGGCAGCUGCCAUGUUCGAGGAGCAGGCUGAUUUACUCCGCCACUUCAGCCGGGACUGUUGCAGUGGAGAGCAGGAGCGUCGGGCUGUCGAGGAGAACGGGGCGUUGCUUCAGCGGAGGCUGGCGCUCCUUCGUGAGGCCCAGGGUAGGCUGGCCGACGAAGUACGCGCCUCCCAGGCCUACUACAAGCAGCUGGAGCGGGAAAUCAACGGCCUGAAGCUGGAGGUUGCGCAGGCAGCCAAACAGCGUGAAAAGUGCCAGGCGUGGCUGCAGGCACGCGGUGUGCCAAAGGACCGCAUCAACAAGCUUCUGCAGGAUUCCUCGGGACAGCAGGAAACAACAAGGAGGAGCGGUGGUUCGGAAGAGGUGUCUACUGACAGUAGCUGGUUCGUGGCCGACUGUGAUCGAAGCCAAGCCAUUCGUCUGCUCAAGGGUCGCUGCGACGGUACUUUUCUCGUGAGACCCAGCAAGAACCCGGGGCAGUUUGCGUUGUCCAUCGUGGCUGAGGGGGAGGUGCACCACUGCCUUAUUCUACGCACUGAACGUGGCUAUGGCUUUAUUGAGCCUCUCACCACUCAUCCCACGUUGCGUAGCUUGGUGCAGCACUAUGCGCACAACUCUCUUGAAGAGCACAACCAACUGCUCAAGACUACUAUGGCCUACCCAGUGUUUGGCUCUAGCUGAGGCAGGCCCCCCUUUUUCUGUACAGGACAACACCCUCUGCAUAAUGUGUACAUAGCUCGCUUUUUUUAUCACCACUGUUCUCUAGUCAAAUAAAGAUCGCUGUUUUCCUUA
Messenger RNA from Rhipicephalus microplus (southern cattle tick), 3280 nucleotides. RefSeq names its product phosphatidylinositol 3-kinase regulatory subunit alpha (gene Pi3K21B). Gene Ontology annotation, biological process: insulin receptor signaling pathway; phosphatidylinositol phosphate biosynthetic process. Gene Ontology annotation, molecular function: 1-phosphatidylinositol-3-kinase regulator activity; protein binding. The record is from RefSeq and is a predicted model, not a curated record. NCBI's taxonomy places the organism in Eukaryota, Metazoa, Arthropoda, Arachnida, Ixodida, Ixodidae. Gene Ontology annotation, cellular component: phosphatidylinositol 3-kinase complex.